CUUCUAGCAAACGUAACCUAGCGAAUAAAAUCGUCACACUUUAACCUAACGAAUAAAAAUCUAAUAAUGGCUAAAGGAAAAACUCGUGCCGGUAAAUAUUUUUUUUUUUUUUCUAUACUUCCUGUAAGCCCGCUAACCGUUUAUAUUACCCUAAGCUUCUUUACGUGCGGUAGGUUUUUAUAAAUCUUUUCUUUCUUAAAGUUUAUCGAUGGUUUUGUAAGAAAGAAAGACGCGUCUGCGGUAGACUGUCAUGUUCUAUCGGAAGCCAAUAAUUUGGCAAGUCACAUCGUCCAGUGGGUGGCCGGCCUUGAGUAAACAACAGCACACUUUAAUGGUUAUUUAUUGACUUUAAUCAAACAAUAUACUCAACACUUUUUUUGUUAAAAUUUCCGUUUAUGAGAUAUCAAAUAUGAAACCUGUACGUGAACAAGUGAAAAAACGAAACCUCGAUUGGAUGAUUACGUGUAAAAACCCCACGCCGAUAGAAUUCUUUCGUUUUAUUCAACCGACACAUAAAGCUCGUGCGAUCGAAAAGUAUGGAAAAAUUCUCAAUGAAGCUAUGAGGUUGUGUAAAGUUCCGGACGAACAGUCGAAACUAAAAAACAUCAAAGAAACCGUUAAUUGCAAUUCAGAUUGGGAUGUGUGGCUAUUAGAGAAAAGAGCGAUGAAGAUUCGUAACGAGGUCCAUGAGAAGGUCGUCAGUAAUAGGGCAAUAGAACCGAAUGAAGAAAGCUUGCGAAAAAAACAAAAACGAUUGGAUGAACAAGAGGAUGCCGAUGAAGAUGUAUAUUCAUCUAACUAUGCAUCAUCUUCCCUUACGAACAAGCCACAAUUGGAUGAACAAGAGGAUGACGAUGAAGAUGUAUAUUCAUCUAAUUAUGCGUCAUCUUCCCUUACGAAUAAGUCUUGUUCACAACAAAAAACAUCUGAGCGAGGAAAAACAGGCGAAGAUAUAACUGUGGAGGAACAGGAAAGACGUGAAAAUGGGGUUAGUUUGAGCGAUCAUGAUCAUAAUCUGGUUAAAAAUCUUCUCAACGAACUGCAACAAUGCUCUGAGAAAAUGGCUAGUUUGGUGUGCAGUUUUCAAGUAUACUGUGAUGAUUCCGUUAAUGAAUUAAUUCGGAAUGAAAUUAUGGACCUAACCCCGUCUUCGGAGUUCGUUCUAAGAUAUACAAAUGAGGAUGACUACAUGCAAGUUCUAAAAGAGAUCUUUGAGCCUGUCGAUAAGUUGUUUCCGGAAAGUGCGAUUGAAUUUCUUGAAGAGUUUUUUUCAGAGGUAUCAAUAUUAUUUUGUACUAUCCUGUACUAAUUUGUCUUUUUGCUUGCCAAUCACAUCAUCGCUGUUUUAUUUUAACAGAAUUGUACCCAUCAACAAUGGGAUAACAGGCUGGAAAGUUUAUUGGAACCGGAAGAGGAUCCAUUUUUUAUAAAGUUGAAGAGAUUUUUAUUUGAGACAUUGCCGGCCUUGCAA
Rhizophagus irregularis DAOM 181602=DAOM 197198 is the source of this 1471-nucleotide messenger RNA. The record is from RefSeq and is a predicted model, not a curated record. Lineage: Eukaryota; Fungi; Glomeromycota; Glomeromycetes; Glomerales; Glomeraceae.